Molecule: messenger RNA, 450 nt
Organism: Acanthoscelides obtectus
Lineage: Eukaryota; Metazoa; Arthropoda; Insecta; Coleoptera; Chrysomelidae
Source: the annotation of a GenBank genome assembly
CGGAAACUCAAAAAAUGUGUACAGCACUGUUAGUGGUGAUGAAUCGUGGAUUUACUGUCAUGAACCAGAAAAUAAACGACAGUCGGCUGUUUGGGUGUUCAAAGGUGAAACCCGAAAGAAGAAUCGUCCUCCACCAAGACAAUGCAAGCUCGCACAUAGCCCAUAAAACAAGGCAGUGUUUAACGGAAGAAAACGUGGAAUUAUUGGACCAUCCUCUAUAUAGUCCCGAUCUAAGUCCUAACGAUUUCUUUACUUUCCCGAAAAUUAAAGACAGACUGCGUGGUCAAAGGUUCCAGUCACAAGAAGAAGCAGUUGACGCAUUCAAAAAUGCCGUUUUGGAUCUGCCAGCAAACGAGUGGAAUAAGUGCUUCGAAAAUUGGUUCGAGCGCAUGCAAAUGUGUAUUAAUCUUCGUGGAGAAAACUUCCAAAAACAAUAAAGUCAUUUAAAAC